Penicillium soppii is the source of this 255-nucleotide messenger RNA. RefSeq lists its product as uncharacterized. The record is from RefSeq and is a predicted model, not a curated record. The transcript has a single exon. The coding region runs from base 1 to 255 and encodes 84 amino acids. NCBI's taxonomy places the organism in Eukaryota, Fungi, Ascomycota, Eurotiomycetes, Eurotiales, Aspergillaceae.
AUGUCCUCCCACACAACCAAGACUACACCUUCUGAUGGCCAAAGCCAAAACCAAGGGCCACCAGAUGUUCAGUCAGAGUUCAGCCAAGCUCAAGAUCAAACUGAGCCUGAAAGCGAAGUUUCCGCGCAGCUGGAGUCCUCCAAUCAUGCCCUCAAGCUCAAGCUAGAAGCGUUGAGAAGGGAGCUUGAGGAAACCAAAGCUGAGAUCUCAGCCGUCGACCAUGUACUAGAGGUGGCUAGCAAAUCGUCUUCUUGA